AUGCCCCAUCAUAUUCAAUCUCCAGGUUCUAUGCUCCCAUCAUCGGCUAGCCUCCUUAAUCGAGACAACGGGUAUUCUUCGCUACCAUACUCGAUGUCUCGAAACUUCUCCGUCCCUCAAACGACUAAUACGUUUACCGACACAUCAAGAUAUCAUCAAUACGAGACGCGUUCUAAUGACGUGACCAUGACAAACACUCCGACUGCAGUUUAUGGGAGUUCGAACGGCCUUUACUUGGAAUCGCCGAGUCGCCUGCCUCCUCCAAAUGCCGAUUCCCCCCCUUGGCUUGAGACAGAAACUUACCAUAGAAUUACCGGCAACGGCCAAUCAGUCAAACCAGAAAUCCAGGCUCGUAUUCACAAAGGUUUUUUUCCUGCUGGAGGUUACUGGACCUGCUACCGCAGAAAUUACUUCUCCGUUUCACUGUCGUUUGCCAUGAAACCUUGGUUAGGUUAUGUUUCGUACCUCCUACACCGUCCCGGGAGGGCCCCAGAAAAGAUUUUGUCCUUUGCAAUGAGGCUUUCAGCUUCUGUAAAUGGACAGGAAAAAGAGACUCGAGAGCUCAUCCAGCAUACUCCAAAACGUGAUAAACAGUCAGAGAGCAAACCGAAACAGGCAACUCUCCAACCCCAACCACCUCCUUCACUUCUCAUUAAUCACAGUAAUAAUCCUUCAAUCAACUUUGCGACUCCUCCCAGUCAGUCCGCUGGUAUGCAGAUGGAUUAUAGCUCAUCUUAUGGUGGUGCACAGCAGUCCUCUCAAACCCCAACAUUUCACACUUGGGAGCGAAUUCAAUUCCAGAAGGCAACCGCAAACAAUGGCAAGCGACGAGCGCAGCAGCAAUUCUAUAAUCUUGCCGCAGAGCUCUGGGCUGAAAUUGCCGAUCCCCAUGGAAAUGGAGCAGAGUGGAUUCUCCUUGCAAAAAGACUUUCUAACCCUGUGGUUGUCCGUGGACGGUCACCUGGCCAUUAUAAGGAUGCUAAACGCGAUAGUGCGAGCCGAAAUGGCGACACAGAUCCUGGAGCCUCAGUCCUUAGCCGGCCCGGAAUCCAUAAUGGCAUAAAUAUGACGCAUUCACGCUCCCAAAUCCCAUCAGUCUAUGAUCCGAUUCCGCGCAAUAACUCACAGUAUGACUAUCGGCGUAUGCCAUCUACAGAUCAAUCUCCUCUGACUGCAAGUUCUCUUGUGUCAUCCUCCUCCUCUUCCCCUGGCUACGACAGCAUGUUGAAUGAUUCUCUCAACCCCAUGCAGCCUAUCACCCAUACUUCGUCCAUCGAUGGAUACGGGCAGCCUGCGUAUGCUUCCGCAUCUGCUCCACGAAGAGUUGCUGUAGAGCCGAUGAGUACUCGCUGUGUUUUGCCAUCAUUUGGGGAUACCACGAAAGCUCAUGAUCAUAAUGACAUGUCCCUAGGCGAAGCUUUUGACCCCAUGAUUCCAAUGAUGAACAGUGACCAUGGAGGGCCGGGUCAUUAUCUUCGAGCACAACCAAAUGGCUAUGUUAACCGCGAAGUUAGCAGGCCUCCAUCCGGUGGAAGGUUCAACUCCUACUCUACACGCCCUGAGGAUCAUACCUACGGCCGCUACGAUACGAUGCCCAACUCUCACAUCAUGUGA
Messenger RNA from Ophidiomyces ophidiicola, 1614 nucleotides. RefSeq lists its product as uncharacterized. NCBI's taxonomy places the organism in Eukaryota, Fungi, Ascomycota, Eurotiomycetes, Onygenales, Onygenaceae. Gene Ontology annotation, cellular component: nuclear chromosome. Gene Ontology annotation, biological process: meiotic cell cycle; positive regulation of transcription by RNA polymerase II. The record is from RefSeq and is a predicted model, not a curated record. Gene Ontology annotation, molecular function: DNA binding; DNA-binding transcription factor activity. Bases 1 to 1614 code for a protein of 537 amino acids. The transcript has a single exon.